Molecule: messenger RNA, 474 nt
Organism: Colletotrichum abscissum
Lineage: Eukaryota; Fungi; Ascomycota; Sordariomycetes; Glomerellales; Glomerellaceae
Exons: 1
Coding region: 1-474 (157 amino acids)
Source: RefSeq, a predicted model, not a curated record
AUGACCAACCACAUACUACCUUGCGUGGCCCUCCGAGGAAGAUUCAAAAAGCCUCACAAUCAAAACAAAGUCAGAAAACUCAUUCAUACCAUUGGCGCCAGUUUUACUACCGACUUAGAGAAAGCAACUCAUGUUGUUACUACGGAACUCUGUUUCAAAAGUGGUGGCCGGUUCAUCAAAGAUGCGAAGGAGCGGGAUCUCAAAAUCCUAGGGAUAGAGUGGCUGGAAGAAUGUAGCGAGAGUCAAUGUUUCGUGGAUGCAAACCCAUAUACCUUCCAUGAUGCCUGCAAAGAUCUAGAUCAGCUGGAUCAAAGGGGCAGUCAUGCGAGCUUCGGCAGGAUCUUCGAGGAUAUCCUGACCAUGUGUGAUUCCAAGAUCACAGAAAUGGUGACUAAAAGGCAUUCUGAGUUUUGGGCUCUCCUCACUACGCCGCCGAGGGAGAGUUCGCAGCUUAUAUUAGAUAGCUCAGUUUGA